Fusarium sp. VM40 is the source of this 2877-nucleotide messenger RNA. NCBI's taxonomy places the organism in Eukaryota, Fungi, Ascomycota, Sordariomycetes, Hypocreales, Nectriaceae. The record is from the annotation of a GenBank genome assembly.
AUGCCACCCGACGCCGCUGACCAUGACGGCGGCCAGUCGUCCCAUGACUGGCAAGAUGAUACUCAUUCGCCUUCAGCGAGCAUCAAGUCCGACAACGAAAUGGACGAUGAUGGUAGCGGGCAGCCCGGCGCGUCAUCACAACCGAUUCAAAAGCGACGACGAGUAACACGCGCCUGCGACGAAUGCCGACGGAAAAAAAUCAAAUGUGACGGCAAGCAGCCAUGUACACAUUGCUCUGUUUAUAGCUAUGAAUGCACAUACGAUAAACCUUCAAAUCGGAGAAGAAACCCAGCGCCACAAUAUAUCGAAGCCCUAGAGAGUCGACUGCAACGUGCGGAAUCUCUCCUGUCUAAAUUUAUGCCCGAUGUCGACUUGGCCGACCCGAAUCUCGAUCCAGCCAUUCAACAGGAAUUCCGUAAUCGCGAAACUGCACGUUCUCAAUCUUCCAAGUCUCGACAGCCUCCACCAAGUCAACCCGACCCAAACGACGCUCAUUUGACUUCCAUGAUAGAUUCAGUGGGCCAACUCGAUCUCGACGAAAAAGGAAGCUGGGACUUCCAUGGAAUCUCCUCUGGCGCUGUGUUUUUGAAACGCAUGAAGGAACACUUUCGAGGCAUGCUCGGUCCAACAUCAAAAACUCCCUUUUUACCUCGCGCUGAACGACCUGCUGGCCUCGAGUCACCUUCGCUAUCUUCUGUCGGAACACCCUUCUCAGCUGUUCCAAGUUACCCCGAACUUCCACCUAAGGAUGUUACCCGAAAGCUCUGUUAUUAUUCUCUCAGCUGCGCGACAUGCCUCGUCCGCAUCGUGCACGUUCCUACUUUUUACGAGCAGAUGGACAAAAUCUAUGAACUACCCUUGGACAACCUAUCGAAGGAAGAAACGCAAUAUCUUGGACUCCUCUUCUCUGUUAUGGCUCUUGGCUGCAUGUACAACAAUCUUGACGACAGCGGCCCCGGAAGUAUGGCAUAUCAAGACGCAACCGAGGAAGGGUUGAAAUAUUAUAAUGCAGCGCGAUCCGUAUUACACGAUAUGACAGAUUGCCGUGAUCUGAUAUCAUUACAAGCUCUAUUGUUUAUUAUUCUUUUUCUCCAAGCCACCUCGAAUCUCAGCAGCUGCUAUUCCUUCGUUGGUAUAGCCCUACGCUCGUCACUUCGAAUAGGUCUUCAUCGACAUCUGCAGCACGAAAAGAUGGACCCUAUCGAGCAGGAAGUCCGGAAACGCGUAUUUUAUGUGGUUCGACAGAUGGAUAUUUAUGUGUCCACGUUGCUCGGCUUUCCUCUCCUCCUCAAUGUGGAUGAUAUCGACCAACCGUUUCCGUUAGAAAUUGACGACGAGUUCAUCACACGCGGUGGUAUUUUGAGACCGCCUCCUGGAUCGCCAUCAUUUUUUCAAGCGUUUAACGCCCACUCAGAAUUGAUGGAAAUACUGUCGAAGGUCACGAAAUACGUAUAUCCAACCAAGGGAUUGGGGCAAACUGUUACCAAGGAUAAUAAGCCGGCCUCCACCUAUCUCAUCAGUUACGGCCGCAUCAAGGAAAUUGAAGCAGAGCUCCAUUCUUGGUUCGAAAGGCUGCCCCAGCACUGGCGCCCCAGUGGGGAGGGCCCAAUUGAGACGGUCAGGAUUCGCCAUUUGUUGAGAUUUGCCUACGCCCAUGUCCAGCUUGUGCUAUACCGACCAUUUCUGCAUUACGUUUCUCCUCGUUUGAGUCAAGGAACGAAAGUUGAUGAGCUCUCGUAUGCUUGUGCUGCAGCUGCUAUCAGCGUUUCUCGUAACAUUGUGCAUAUUGGUCUCGAGAUACGCAAACAGCGGGUGCUUAGUGGACCGUAUUGGUUUAUGUUGUACACCGAGUUUUUUGCGGUCCUUUCUCUCGUGUUUUACGCCACAGAAAAUCCCGAGAAGCCAGGUUCUGGAGAGGUUCUAGCAGAUGCUCGAGCAGGAAGGCAAAUGAUAGCAGCACUAGCGGAGAAAAGCAUGUCGGCUGAACGCGUCACAGGUGCUCUCAAAGCUCUCUUUGAUCAACUACCGGAGCAGCUGGAUGCUGGAGCCGUGCGACAAGUGCCGUCGAAGAAGAGAUCCGCUCCUACAGGACGACCCUCAUCCGUCUCAUCUCACCACACCCCUAUUCCUGCAAGUAUGUCGUCGAUUGGAACAGCCGACUUCACGCGCACCAGCCAAAUGUCGACGAGUUCGUACCCCACCACUUUGUCCCAAGGCACAAUGGAUAUGCAGGCAGGAGGUAUGGCAGCAUUCAACGACAAUACUUUCUCUGUCGACUUUGGCGGGUUCAUGUCUCCUGAGAUGCAACGGAGCACACCAGAAUCCACUAGCAGUGCUGCGACAAGUACUCAACGAUUUCCCUAUGCCGGACAGCAAAUGGGCAUGCACAAUCCUGUCAACAAGCUCGACUCACUUAUGUUUCCUUCUGAAGACCCUUUUGCUUAUCCCAACCAGCCUAUGAUGGAACUGGGAUAUCCCAGCAAGACAGACCAGCCUACCAACAUGAACGAUUCAAACCAGGAUAUGCAGCUCUUCCUGACUGGAACCUUUGAUGAUGUAGAGAGCCAAAUCUUCGGACAGCCGCCACCUUAUAUGGUGCAUCAACAGGGCCAGGCCAUGAUCAACCCUGCGGGACAACCCAUGUACGCCAAUCCAUCUGCGAUAAUGGGAAUGCCGCCCAGCCAACCGAUGAUGCAACAAAGGCGGCCAGUGUCACAAACGCAUGCGAUCCAUCAAGGACACUCGAUGUCAAGUCGACGAGCGAACACACAGCGGCACCAAGAAAGGCAAAUACAACAGAUGUUUACAGAACAGGGAAUGCAGGCGGAUUGGGGAGGCUUUUUUGGCUCAGGCAGAGGAGGAUUCCAAGGAAUGUAA